AAAAAAAAUUUGAAUUGUCCCUCUGACGGACAAAUGCGUAAGCUAUUGAUUGAUUCACGUAACUCACGUGGUAAAUAGUUAUCGAUCGUAUUAUUAGGAACCUGUAAUAUCGACAUAAAAGUCGAUAAAAAUGUUUAAAAAACAAUAUGGCAGUUCGUAAGAGAGAAGACAGGUGACAAGUGAUAUCAUUGACACACGUGUGUUUCUAUAGAAAUUAUUGAGAUAAAAGUAAAAUUAUUUAUACAAUGGAUAAUGACACAAUGCCUCCAGAUGAAAAUUUUGAAUUAUUAAUCAAAAUUAUUGUCACAAUUGUUGUGGCAUUAAUAAUGACUAUAGUACUGAUAGCUAAAUGGCGUAAAAAAAAAUUUAUCGGUCAGACUAUAUUAUUGACUGGACUUAGCGAUGCUGGAAAAACUUUGAUACAUUCGCGUUUGGUUCAUUCCAAAUUUGUUGAUACUUAUACAUCUGUUAAAGAAAAUAUAGGAGAGAUGAUAAUCAAUAAUAAAAAUUUAAGGAUCGUUGCUCUACCAGGAGAUGAACGAUUACGUUAUGAAUUCUUUGACAAAUAUAAAUUAGCUGCUAAAGCAAUUAUUUUUGUCAUUGAUUCUGUUACGUUUCAAAAGAAUAUUCGUGAUGUAGCGGAGUAUUUAUACAACUUAUUGUCAGAUAUAGAUGAAGUCAGAGGAUUACCGAUAUUAAUAUUGUGCAAUAAACAGGAUCAAACAAUGGCUAAGGGUAGUUCCGUAAUCAAAUCAUUAUUGGAAAAAGAAAUGAAUCUUUUAAAACUAACUAAACCUAAUCAAUUAGAAACUAUGGAUGCUUCAUUUAAAAACACCCUUCUUGGAAAACAUAGCAAAGACUUUCAAUUUCAUCAACUCAAUUCGAAAGUUUCAUUUGCCGAAUCGAGUGCCUUUAUUAAAGAUUCUGAAACACCGCCACACUUAACAGCAUUACAAGAAUGGCUAGAAAGUGUUGCGUGAAUGUCUCUCUCUCUCUCUCUCUUUCUCUCUCUCUUUGUUUUUUUCUCUCUUUCUUCCUCUUAUCC
This is a messenger RNA of Polistes dominula (European paper wasp), 1045 nucleotides long. RefSeq names its product signal recognition particle receptor beta (gene SrpRbeta). Gene Ontology annotation, cellular component: Golgi apparatus. Lineage: Eukaryota; Metazoa; Arthropoda; Insecta; Hymenoptera; Vespidae. Gene Ontology annotation, biological process: intracellular protein transport; protein localization to Golgi apparatus; Golgi to plasma membrane protein transport. The record is from RefSeq and is a predicted model, not a curated record. Gene Ontology annotation, molecular function: GTP binding; GTPase activity.